UACCAAACUGCAAACAUGUACAGAGGUCAGUCUUUCCAAGAUACUGGACAAACUUAUGAAAAUGUGCAUUUUAAUAUGUACUAUCCGGUAACUCAGCAACCGUACAACGUACAGCAAGCGUACAACGUAAAUUACGGCGGGAAUAUAUAUUAUAACGUUUAUCCAAGCCAUGUAACAUGUGAUAACAGUACUGUUAAUAACGCGACGUCAAUCGAUAGAGUAAGAACGAGACGGGAGGACGAAAAGGCCAUUGAACAGUUCCUUCAAGGGGCGGAACCGGCGGUUCCUACCAAGAGCAAGCGGAAAGGUCCGUGUCAGAUCGCGGCUGCUAAGAGUGCGUUGAUAUCGGUGGCUAGGUUGAAUAAACGCCUCGAGGCCGUUUGCGCGGAACUCGAGAGCGACGUUCACUUGCCGGAAGAGCAAUGGCAGGAGAAGGUCAAUGCCUGUAACGCUGCGAAGCAUGAAAUCUGCGAGAUCUUGAGAACCGUAAAAGACGUGAACUUUUUGAGUAAAGUUAAGAAAGAUUUAGAAAGGUGUAAGAAUAAACGUACGAGGGAGCGGCGUAGAAGAAAAGAGUGGAAGAGAGAAAAGUUAAUGAGGGAAGAAAGAAGAGCGAGGUUGCACGCGGAGGCUGACGCGUGGAUCCGAAAGGAGCAGGCGGUAAUCGAGCGGGAAAAACAGGAGGAGAAAUUGCGCAAGGACGCGGACAUGGUUCUGUCCGACGUUCGCAGCAAGAGGAGCGAUGCGCGAAAGUAUCUGGGAAUUUUGCAAGAACUACAGAACUUACGAAAUAUCAAGGCGAACAUCGCUCGAGCAAGGGGCGAAAAACUGUCCUCGGCAGAUGACGGAGCAUUCAAUGAUACCAUCGCUAAAUUAACGGAACAGUGGACCACUUUGGAUCACGAAUAUGCGGUGGAAGAACAGGAAUUAAAAUUGAUGUUAAAAACAGAUAACGAAAAGAGGAUCGAAAAGCAGACGAAAAAUAUAUUCGAAGAUUGGGAGCAUGUGCUAUUUGGAACAAGUGUACUGGCUGCUGAACGAUCUUACAAGAAUGUGGAUAGUUUUAUUAUGAUUCGUACGGCAUGGGAUAAGUUCAUUGGUUCGGAAAAUGAUGGGACAACAAUUCCAAUUGGAUGGAUAGUGCCCGAAAAACCAUCUUCUGCUGCUUGGCAAAAAUGCCUCAAUAAGGAGACUUCUUGAAAUAAGUGAAUGACAUGUUAAUUUAAGUUUAAUUAAAAAAUAAAGAAAACAAUUUGCUAGAAUAUCUUUAAGCCACGCGACUUGUGUACACUACGAGAUAAAGUUUUUCAUUAUACUUUCGCAAAGAUUGUCAUACACGUUGAGAGAAAUAUUACUUUAAUUUUUAAA
Messenger RNA from Vollenhovia emeryi, 1368 nucleotides. Its product is annotated as U11/U12 small nuclear ribonucleoprotein 59 kDa protein-like. Lineage: Eukaryota; Metazoa; Arthropoda; Insecta; Hymenoptera; Formicidae. The coding region runs from base 16 to 1200 and encodes 394 amino acids. The transcript is spliced from 3 exons. The record is from RefSeq and is a predicted model, not a curated record.